Molecule: messenger RNA, 1506 nt
Organism: Talaromyces proteolyticus
Lineage: Eukaryota; Fungi; Ascomycota; Eurotiomycetes; Eurotiales; Trichocomaceae
Product: putative mitochondrial fusion protein
Exons: 2
Coding region: 1-1506 (501 amino acids)
Source: RefSeq, a predicted model, not a curated record
AUGGCUUCGCAGCAGGAGGGACCCAACCCCUUUCGCCCAUACUACGUACCCUCCAUCGGCCUGUCUCCCACCGACAGUAUCACCGCCUCUUCCGCCGCCCAUAUCACGUCGAAUGCAUCGUCGAGAAUAACGAUCGGCCGCUCAACACGAGACCUGUUAUCGGAUUUAGAUUACAGCAACUAUCUCGAGUCAUCUCCUUCGGUGGCAGAAUGGUUCAAGGAUCUGCUCGACCGUGCGGUAUGGAAGUAUUCGAGUGUAUUGAUCGCGCAGCCAUUCGAUGUCGCGAAGACUAUCCUCCAGAUAUAUGUCGUGCCCAGCGACGAGCAGAGUCAAGUCAUACUCGAUGAACAACGUAGCCAGAGUCACCAUUUCGAAGAUAUUUCCGAUCAGGACUCCCAAUCUUCCGAUGACGAAAGUACCUACUUCACCUCUACUGCUCCCACUACGCCCUCUCCUUCAACUCCAAGAUCUCGAAAAUUACGCGCUCGUGUCCCAAGCCGUACCGGCUAUAUCCAGCCGCCUGCCGCCCCGAAACACCGUCUACAUAUCAAGAACGCCUCCUCGUUAACGGAAGUGAUUUCACAGCUAUGGUCGACAAGUGGACCGACAUCGGUGUGGAAAGCGUCAAAUGCUACAUUCAUAUACUCGCUACUCCUUCCCACGCUCAAUACAUUUAUUCGAAGUCUUUUGUCUGCAAUUCUCGGCCUGCCAGAAAUCGGAGUGGCAACGUCUGCUUCGGAGGAUAUCUUGACUGCAGCGUCUCCAAGCACGACAAUUAUUCUGAGCUUCAUUUCCUCUGCUCUGUCCGCGGUAGUGCUUUCGCCAAUUGACACCGCUCGCACAUUUCUUAUUGCUACACCUCUCACCCAUGGCCCACGCUCGCUUCUUCGAGCAAUCCGCCUUCUCCCGACUCCAAAUUAUUCCAUCCCCGUGCACCUAAUACCGAUCACCAUCCUCCACUCCAGUCUCCCGAACCUCCUCGCCAUGAGCACACCUCUGGUCCUCAAAAACUAUCUUGCCGUCGACCCUGUCCUGAACCCAUCGACCUGGAGUUUCUUCUCCUUCGUCUCAACUGGCUUAGAACUAGGCGUGCGAUUCCCACUGGAAACGGUCCUUCGCCGAGCCCAAAUCGCCACCUUCACAUCCCCCGCUCUCCGUCAGAAGAACCGUACGAAUCGCGAUCCAAAAUCCAAGGCCGUGAUUGGCACCAACACAGACGAAGCCGAAAUCGAAACCAUUAUCCCAACGCCCAAAACCUACAGAGGUAUUAUUGGCACGAUGUGGGGGAUUGUCUACGAGGAAGGCCUGGCUCCUGCAGAACUCGGCGGGAUACCGGGAAAUCCAACAACUCAACGACGACGCAAACCAGGACAGGGCGUCAAGGGUCUCUACCGUGGUUGGAGAAUCGGUAUGUGGGGGUUGGCUGGGAUCUGGGGAGCAGGUUUCCUCGGUGCUAGUAUGGGUGGUGAAGAGGAGGGAUAUCGCAGUGAGAUCCGGCGGUUCUAA